Caenorhabditis remanei is the source of this 381-nucleotide messenger RNA. RefSeq lists its product as uncharacterized. The transcript has 4 exons. NCBI's taxonomy places the organism in Eukaryota, Metazoa, Nematoda, Chromadorea, Rhabditida, Rhabditidae. Bases 1 to 381 code for a protein of 126 amino acids. The record is from RefSeq and is a predicted model, not a curated record.
AUGGACAAUAAGAAGGAAGACGGUUCGAGUAAAUCUGACAGUUCAAAAAAUGUGACAAGUUCGACAGGAGAAGCACUUCAAAACUGUACAGAAUCAGAAUGGGACGCAUCAGAUGAACCGUAUUCAGCAGAACUACUGAAUGUUAAAAAGAAGCCUAAUCGAGUGAAUGUUUUCUCUGCAACAGAAAAGAAUAUGGAAACUGUAAUCGUAACUGAAGUAUCACCACCACAAACUCCACUGCAACCAAAACCAGUCAUCGAACAUCACAAUCUGGCUCGUUUAAUCCAGAAGUCGUGUCAAUUACUUUUGGAGAAAACGACAGCUGAAGGGACCGAAGUACAUUUAAAAAUGGAGUUUCCUGACUGGAGAGAUUCUGCAUGA